UCUCUCUCCUCUUCAUCUCUCUAUCGCGCCCUUUCUCGCUCUUCUUUUCAGGAGCCCUCUCAUUUUUUGCUUAUAAAAAUUACUUAAUCCCAAUCCUUCUCUCAGAGGAGACGGAGAUUCUCGUCCUCUUUCCUUUGUUUGCCCGGAAUCUUAUCGUUGCCUUCUCUGUGUGAAUGUCCCUUCCUCUCUCUGUUUCUUUGUGAUGGGAUUUAAUGAGUUGGCGAGCGGGACGGAGCGCCGAUGGCGGAUUCAGAGUUUGAUGAGGAGGAAGCAGGUGGAUUCCGAUCGGGCGAAAGCUGAGGGGGGAGGGAGCCAGCUCGCCAAGGAACUCUCCAUUCUUCAACUUGUUGCCAUAGGCGUUGGCUCCACAAUAGGUGCUGGUGUAUAUGUUCUUGUUGGUACAGUUGCUAGAGAACACUCUGGUCCAUCUUUGACAAUUUCCUUUCUGAUCGCUGGAAUUGCCGCUGCACUUUCAGCAUUUUGUUAUGCGGAGCUUGCAAGUCGCUGCCCUUCUGCCGGCAGUGCCUAUCAUUAUUCAUACAUUUGUGUUGGGGAAGGUGUUGCUUGGCUGAUUGGUUGGGCUCUAAUACUUGAAUAUACAAUCGGUGGUUCUGCUGUUGCUCGUGGGAUUUCUCCAAAUUUGGCCUUGUUUUUUGGAGGACCGGAUAGUUUGCCUGCUUUCCUAGCACGGGUUCACAUACCAGGGAUUGAUGUUGUUGUUGAUCCAUGCGCUGCUCUUCUUGUUCUAAUUAUAACUGGCCUCCUUUGCUUAGGAAUAAAAGAGAGUUCAUCAGUUCAAGCCUUUGUCACAUCAUUAAAUGUCUGCGUUAUGUUAUUUGUCAUCAUUGCUGGUGGAUAUAUUGGCUUCCGGUCCGGCUGGGUUGGCUAUACUGUCACAAGCGGCUUCUUUCCACAUGGUGUAAAUGGCAUGCUCGCUGGAUCAGCAACAGUUUUCUUUGCUUAUAUAGGUUUUGAUUCAGUUGCAAGCACUGCAGAGGAGGUGAAAAGUCCACAGCGUGACUUACCAGUGGGAAUUGCAUUGUCUCUAUCUAUAUGCUGUUUGCUGUAUAUGAUGGUAUCCGUAGUUGUUGUAGGCCUGGUGCCAUAUUUUGCAAUUAACCCAGACACGCCAAUUUCAUCUGCAUUUGCUGAACAUGGGGUGCAUUGGGCAAUGUAUGUUGUCGCUGCUGGUGCUGUACUUGCUCUUUGCUCAACUUUAUUGGGUUCUAUUCUUCCUCAGCCAAGAAUUCUCAUGGCAAUGGCAAGAGAUGGAUUGUUGCCAUCUUUCUUUUCUGAUGUUAACAAACGCACUCAAGUUCCUAUCAAGGGCACACUUGUUACUGGGGUAACCGCAGCUAUCCUAGCUUUCUUCAUGGAUGUUUCCCAGUUGUCUGGAAUGGUUAGUGUUGGAACACUCCUAGCAUUUACCAUCGUUGCAAUUUCAAUCUUGAUACUUAGAUAUGUUCCGCCUGAUGAGAUACCUCUUCCAUCAUCAAUCCAUGAAUCAAUUGAGCCAUUGUCUUUUCCAUAUAUGAGUGAAGAGAAAGAUGUGAAACUUUCAAAAGAUCUUAUUGGAGUCAACGAUAAUGAGAAGCAAAGCUCUGGUGAUGGAACUUCCAUAGAUUAUCCUCUUAUCAUAAAGGACAACAAUCAAUACAAAAUGAAUGAGCUUAAAAGGCGUAAGUUUGCCUCAUGGAGUAUAGCGUUUGUGUGCACAGGAGUUUUUAUUCUCACUUUAUCAGCAUCAACAACCUGCUUGCCUCAAUACCUGGUCUAUUCAGCAUGCAUUUUUGGGGCUUUACUCUUUCUGGUAGGCCUAUUUGUACUCUCUUGGAUUGAACAAGAUGAUGGCCGACAUAGCUUCGGACAUUCAGGAGGUUUCAUUUGCCCCUUAGUUCCUUUUCUGCCUGUCUGCUGCAUUCUUAUAAACUCCUACUUGCUUGUAAAUCUCGGUGCUGACACCUGGUUGCGUGUUUCUGCAUGGUUGCUGAUUGGUGUAUUUGUUUACCUGUUCUAUGGACGAUCAAACAGCACAUUGUCCAAUGUGAUAUAUGUGCCUGUUGCUCAUGCUCAUGAGAUCUACAGGAAGUCAUAGAAUGUACUCUACAGGUAUGUUGUCAGUCAACUUAUUGCUAUGAAGUAUGUAAAUACCAAUGUAGGAAUCCUUAAUAUGAUAUUUGAUGUGUGUUUUGAUUCACUCCAAUGCAGUGAAACAAGUGCUGCUUUCUAUGGGGUUGCUUCUGUGCAACCCUUGUAUAAAUAUUUGAUAUGGUGCUUUUGCGAAGUUGCUGAUUUGCAACUCUCAUAUGUAACUUAUUUUAAUGGAUGCAUUGCUUCCUUUAUGAUUUGCAGUUCUUGUUGAAUAAAAUUCCUGUUUAGGGUUUCCUUCAGAAUC
Messenger RNA from Dendrobium catenatum, 2395 nucleotides. RefSeq names its product cationic amino acid transporter 3, mitochondrial. Gene Ontology annotation, molecular function: amino acid transmembrane transporter activity. Gene Ontology annotation, cellular component: membrane. Bases 203 to 2095 code for a protein of 630 amino acids. Gene Ontology annotation, biological process: transmembrane transport; amino acid transport. NCBI's taxonomy places the organism in Eukaryota, Viridiplantae, Streptophyta, Magnoliopsida, Asparagales, Orchidaceae. The record is from RefSeq and is a predicted model, not a curated record. The transcript is spliced from 14 exons.